AUGAGUUCGUCUAAUUUUCUUGUGCUUUUGAAAACAUUUACUGAAUCGCUUGAACGGGCUUUUACUGCGAACGACAUCGAGUUGUUAAAGACGGAUUAUGAUGCGGCCAGGGCUAGCGAUAACGAUAAAAAGACGGCAUUACAUCAAGCUUUUCGCGACAUGUUGCUUACUAAAACGCAAGAUAUUCCGGCCAUUGAAGGAUUUAUCAGCUUUGCUGUGAAUUCUUGUCGAAGGGACAUGACUGUCGCUACGAUGCCGGUUGUGUUGCUGGGCGACAUCUUCGACGCCGUCACGCUGGAUCGCGCCGAGCAGAUCUUCACGUACGUGGAAAACAACGUAGCAAUAUGGAAGGAGGAAUUCUUCUUUACUGCCUGUAAGCACAAUUUGCUGCGUAUGUGCAACGAUCUGCUUCGGCGGCUAUCCCGCUCCCAGAAUACUGUCUUUUGCGGACGGAUAUUGUUAUUUUUGGCCAAGUUUUUCCCAUUUUCUGAGCGCAGUGGACUGAACAUCAUAUCUGAGUUUAAUCUGGAGAACAUUACCGAGUACGGUAUGGAUGCAAAUGAGAUGAUUGUCGAACAGCUGUCGGCCGGUACCGAUCCUGAGGUGGAGGCGGAAGUAGGAACGGAGGAAAACAAACUGAAAAUUGACUACAAUUUGUACUGCAAGUUUUGGGCGUUGCAGGAUUUCUUCCGCAACCCAAAUCAAUGCUAUAAUAAGGUGCAGUGGAAAACGUUCGCCACACAUGCUGGCAGUGUGCUUUCGGCAUUCAGUAGCUUCAAGUUGGAGGAGCACCGGCCCUCGAACACAAGCACCUCUAAACCCUCCGCGGAAGGACCCGCCGCUGUUUGUCCCAUGGAGGAGGAUCAGAUUCGUGAGGCGGGCCAUUUUUUCGCCAAAUUUCUCACCAACCCCAAGCUGCUAUCGUUACAGCUAUCGGAUUCGAACUUUCGACGCUCGGUACUGGUGCAGUUCCUGAUACUGUUUCAAUAUCUCAACUCGACGGUAAAAUUCAAAGCAGAAACGCAUGUGCUCACCACUGCCCAGGGUGAUUGGUUGAAGGAAACGGAAACGCUGGUCUAUCGGUUGAUUGAAGAAUCGCCUCCGAACGGGAAAAAGUUUGCCGACACCGCACGUCACAUGCUUAUGCGCGAGGAACUAUGGAAUAGCUGGAAGAACGAGGGUUGCAAGGAGUUCAAACGCCCUGAAGCCGUGCUUGAUGAGGGAAGUUCGGGCACAGGUACAGCGUCAGGGGCUACGUCGAGCAGUGCAACACCUGCAAGCAGUGGCGGAGGUCGUCCACCAGCAAAAAGGCUCCGGCGGCCGUUGGGUGAUUUAAUACGCGAAUCCACCAAACAGGGAAAGUUCUACAUGGGUAAUCCGGAGAUAACACGCUUGUGGAACCUGUGUCCCGACAAUCUGCAGGCGUGCAAGGGCACGGAUCGGAACUUCUUGCCAUCGCUCGAGACGUACCUUGAAAAUCCGAAGGAAAAGCAAGACCCAUCAUUUGAAUGGCGCGCUCUGCGGCUGCUUGCCCGACAGUCACCUCAUUUCUUCACGCUAUUCAACACUCCGUGCUACAAGGUGUCGGACUACCUCGACAGUGUGCGCAAGAAGAUCCAAAAGGACAAGCUUGACAGCAAGUUGGAGCACGCGAUACAAGAGGAAACGGCACCCGCGAAUGCAGAACCGGCGGAAGCCGAGGGAGAAGGUCUUGUGGGAGAUGAAGAGAAUGAACAGAUGGACAGCGAGCUAUUGAAAACGGAACAGCUGACGCCGGAGGACAAAAACACCCACAAGACGCUUGCCGUGAGCAAGGAACAGCUAUCCGAACUGGCCCCAAGUAUUGGCCGCGAUUGGAAGAAGCUGGCGACCAAACUGGGGUACAGUGCGGACGAGAUUCAGUAUUUUGAGUCGGAGAAUGCCACCGUCGCUGAUCAGUGCUGUCAUCUGCUGACCCUUUGGUUCGAUGACGACAUGGACGCAAGCUUAGACAACUUGGCCUACAUUCUGGAGGGCUUGGAAAUGAUGUCUGCGGCUGAUGCGGUCAAGCAAAUGAUCACACUUCUCAGCGAUAAGGUUGAAGAAGUGUCGGAGUGAGCUGUGAUGUUGUGGUUUACCGCCUGAUCAAUUCUCUCAUUCCUACAGACUUUCUUUUCAAAUAAAUC
This is a messenger RNA of Anopheles nili, 2165 nucleotides long. It is a transcript of the gene Hpr1, whose product is annotated as THO complex subunit 1. The record is from RefSeq and is a predicted model, not a curated record. Gene Ontology annotation, molecular function: protein binding. Gene Ontology annotation, cellular component: THO complex part of transcription export complex. Gene Ontology annotation, biological process: mRNA export from nucleus; signal transduction; regulation of DNA-templated transcription elongation. NCBI's taxonomy places the organism in Eukaryota, Metazoa, Arthropoda, Insecta, Diptera, Culicidae. Bases 1 to 2097 code for a protein of 698 amino acids. The transcript has 2 exons.